AUGGUGUGUGAGCCUCAAGGCGUCCAUCGUCAUCCUGCCGACUCUUCAUCCGACUUCCAACCAGCUCAAAAUGACGACUUUGAAAAUGAGGCGACUCUCCAGACUACGUGGAAUAACCUCCUGGCCUACCUCCUGUCUCAGUUCCAGUACUUUGUGUGUCCCGUGGGCUUCAACAGUGAGACCAACGGGUUUACGGUUGAGUGUGAGCCCUCUGAUAUCUUUGUGAUGCAGGAGUACACUCUUCCCGCUGUGGUGCAAAACACACUGAGAUGGAAAACGGUGAACCUGUACCCCUUCCAGAUCCACAGCAUCUUCCUCUCGUCCUUCGCGUCUCUCAUCGGGCCUUUCGGCGGCUUCUUUGCCAGCGGCUUCAAGCGAGCCUUCAAAAUCAAAGACUUUGCUAACACCAUCCCGGGCCACGGCGGCAUCAUGGAUCGAUUCGACUGUCAGUACCUGAUGGCCACCUUCACACACGUCUACAUAGCCAGCUUCAUCAGGGGACCGAACCCGAGCAAAGUGCUGCAGCAGCUGUUGAUGCUUCAGCCUGAACAGCAGCUCAGCAUUUUCCACACUCUGCACUCCCAGCUGAGAGAGAGGGGCAUGCUCCCCCCGCCGCCGCACAGGCCGAGUGAACGACCGGCCGGCUUCACGGGGAUGACGGCUGGAGGAGUGUGUGUGAUGGUUUGGAGAGCAGCUGCAAACAUUCAGGCAGCGGCACAAAGGAGGAGAGACCUGCUCAGAAGAGAUUUCCAGUAA
Plectropomus leopardus (leopard coralgrouper) is the source of this 756-nucleotide messenger RNA. NCBI's taxonomy places the organism in Eukaryota, Metazoa, Chordata, Actinopteri, Perciformes, Serranidae. The record is from RefSeq and is a predicted model, not a curated record.